This is a messenger RNA of Peronospora belbahrii, 5913 nucleotides long. The record is from the annotation of a GenBank genome assembly. NCBI's taxonomy places the organism in Eukaryota, Oomycota, Peronosporomycetes, Peronosporales, Peronosporaceae.
AUGCCAGACACGGAAGAGACAGAAAAGCAAAUUGAGGAGCAGGAAGAGGAAAAGUUUCAACAUGGCGAGUCUACUACAGUCAAAGGUGUAGCACACUCUACGCAGAAGGCCGGCAUUGAUGACAAUGAGAUUGAUGCUGACGAGGAACGAUUUUUGAUCAAGUGGAAGACGUUGUCGUAUCUCCACACCAGCUGGCAAACGGAAGAUGAGUUACUAGAAACCGACAAGAAUGCGAAGGGCAAAAUUCAGCGUUUUCGUGAAAAGGAGACUCGUGCUCUUUACGCUCAGGAUGUACAAGGAGACGAGUAUUUUAAUCCGGAGUUUCGCAGUGUCGAUCGAAUUCUUGAGAUUAGGAGUCGACCGCUUGACGAUUUUCUCACAGAUGAUGCUAUGAAUGGUGAGAAUGAACUGCAGUAUUUCCUGGUGAAAUGGAAAGCUCUGUCUUAUGAUGAGAUUACGUGGGAGCGUGAAGAUGAUGUCAGUGAUGAUGCGGCUGUGAAAUUGUACAACGAUCGUAUCGUUAGAGCUGCAAAGCGUUUAAAGAAGAUUGCUUUCGGAAAACAAGCACCGCAACGUAAGCACAAGAAGUUCAGGGGCUACACUGCAGAGUCUCCGCCACCUUGCAAGAAAGAGCAAAACUUUCAGUUGCGUGACUAUCAGCUUACAGGCGUAAACUGGAUGCUUUUCAAUUGGUAUCAGAAGCGCAAUUCGAUGCUUGCAGAUGAAAUGGGUCUUGGUAAAACUGUGCAGACUGUCAUGUACGUCAAUCAUCUUGCGGUUGUUGAGCGAACACCGCGGCCGUUCAUUGUCGUAGCACCACUUUCAACGUUGGGCCACUGGCAGCGCGAGUUUGACAGCUGGACCAAUCUUAACGCCGUCGUUUACCAUGGAUCAGCUAGUGCGCGAGAGGUUUUGCAAAAGUACGAGUUUUUUCUAACCGAUGAUGAGCUACUGCGUGCUGAACAACUGUCCGGAAUGAAAUCGGCAAACAACAAUAGCAAGCGGCCUCUGCAACCUAAACGCAACUGCUACCGGUUUGAUGUGUUGAUCACCACAUUUGAGAUGGCGUCGGCGACAGACCUCUACAAAUUGGCUCAGAUCGAUUGGCAGGUCAUGAUUGUGGACGAAGCACAUCGUUUGAAGAAUCGCAAUUCCAAGCUGUCUAGCAUUCUACGCACAAGGUUUACGUACCAAAACAUGUUGCUACUGACCGGCACACCACUGCAAAACAACGUCGAGGAGCUGUGGGUACUUUUGAAUUUUCUCGAUACAAAAAAGUUUGAAUCAAAGGAAGACUUUCUUGACAGCUUUGGAGAGUUGACGGAUUCAGCACAGGUAGAACGCUUGCACUCCGAGCUUAAGCCGUACUUGCUUCGAAGAAUGAAGGAGGAUGUUGAAAAGUCGCUUGCGCCGAAAGAAGAGACAAUAAUUGAAGUUGAGCUUACAGUGCUUCAAAAGCAAUAUUAUCGUGCUAUUUACGAAAAGAACACAGAGUUUCUUUCAAGGGGCGGUAGGAAAGGCGAUACUCCGAGCUUAAUGAAUGUUUUGAUGGAGCUGCGCAAGUGCUGCAAUCAUCCCUUCCUUGUGAAAGGUGUCGAGGAGCGCGAAGUGAAACGGCUAGCAAAGCAGGUAUCGGAGUCAAAAGAAGAAAUUCAACGACAAAUCAGCGAGAGCCUUGUGGACACGUCGGGUAAACUGGUUUUGCUGGACAAGCUGCUACCUCGCUUAAAAGAAACCGGUCACCGUAUUUUAAUCUUUUCGCAGUUCAAGAUGAUGUUGGACAUCAUUCAGGAUUAUUUGGCGCUGCGUCAAUACAAUUGUGAGCGCAUUGACGGCAAUAUAACUGGCAACGAGCGGCAGACAGCGAUUGACCGCUUUUGUCGAGAAGACAGUAACGCAUUUAUUAUGUUGUUGAGCACUCGUGCAGGUGGCGUUGGUAUCAACUUGACAGCAGCAGAUACUGUGAUCAUAUAUGACAGUGAUUGGAACCCGCAAAAUGAUCUUCAGGCGCAAGCACGUUGUCAUCGCAUUGGUCAGAAGAAAAGUGUAAAGAUCUAUCGCUUACUGACAUCUAAAACGUACGAGUUGCACAUGUUUCACAAAGCAUCCCUAAAGCUGGGGCUUGAUCAAGCAGUACUGGGAGGAAUAAAAAAUGAUGACCCUGUUGCAAAGCUAAAAGGCGUCGCGAAAAUAAGCAAGACAAAUGACCGUAUGUCGAAAGAGGAAAUUGAAAGUUUGCUUAAGCACGGUGCGUAUGAGAUGUUUAAAGAGCAUGAAAGUGAAGCAGAGGAAGCAAGUAAAAAAUUUGGAGAGGAAAGUAUUGAUCAGAUUCUUAGCCGGAGUACCACCAUCGUUCACGACCCGACUCGAGAUGAUGACGAAAAUAAUAAGAGAAGCAUAAUGUCCUCCUUCUCUAAGGCGACUUUUGUGAGCUCGGCCAACCCGGAGGAGGAAGUUGACGUUGAUGACCCUAACUUUUGGACCAAAGUGGUUGGGUUAAAAGGCGCCGAGGAACAGAUAAAAGAGGAACCGUCACCCCUGCAAAAGCGACGCUGUCGCCGAAAGGUGAAAUCCUACUUGAUUGAUGAAAACAAGACAUAUAUGAUGGACGAUAGUGGAGAUGAGACAAAUUUGUCACGCAAAGCGUUGUUUCGGGAGUUUGGCGUUCAACAGGACGAAGAAUUUGUGAUUUCAGAUGACGACGAGGAUGAAGAUGACAAUGACUUUGACGACGGCGAUGGUUUAACAAGCGACGUAGCUGUGGCUAAGGACGAUUUGUUAGGGGCCACUGCAAAUGGAAAAAGAAAACGCUAUAAGGCGCCAGUGUUACCAAUCUUUUCACACAUUCAGCGAAUUGUAGAGCUUCUCGAAAUUUUUGGAUAUGGGCGAUGGGAUGACAUGAAGCGUUGUGCUCCAAUCUUACAAGCGUACCCGGAUGAAGAGCUGAGUAAAUUUGUUCAGGACUACAUCUUUAGUUUGGUGCGCGCUACAACAGCGAUAGCAGUCUUUCCGCGUAUUGGGUUAGAUCUCGAACCUAGCCGAGUGUACAUUGUUUCGACCACGACUCCUCCGCCGCAAAUGGGAAACGCAGCUCCAAUUGAGAAAUAUGCCCAUGAAUUGAUUAAUCUAUGCCGUCGGUACCAUUUUCUUUCAGCAAUUUUGAAGGAUAUGAAGGUUACCAAUCCGCUGGCCGUCGCUGUUCCGCCACCUAUGUGGAUUACAGACUUUAAAAGUCGAACAACUCGUGGAAGCCGUACGAAACUACAGCAGAUCGACACAAUGUAUAAGCUAAGCGAGUUUGUGAGCGUAACUUUGGUGCCAAUGUCACCGCUCAUCACUUUGAUCGAGGACUUUCAAAGGGUUGGAGACGCAUCCGAGGUUCAUCGAAUGAUUGAGUCAGGCGAUCUUCCAGACGCGAGCGAUACAAUUCCAGUAACCAAGAUUGAGGAAACAGCGCGUGCAAAUGAGAAAUCGGCAGAAACUGUGUCAGACCCGUCAUCCGUGAAGGAGUCUGGCGCUUCCUUACCAAAAGGCAAUAACAAUGAUGACACAAGCAAAAACGAAGACGUUUCAAAUCGACAGCAUCCAUCGUCGACCGACCAAACCCAAGAGACGGUGCCCGCUGCUGUUGUAAAGAGUGAGACAGGGGCUGAGCUGGAGUAUAUUAAGCGCUCUCCAGCAGAGACUGCUUCGCCAGUAGCAUCUUUAGAGAGUGGCGUCUUCAAAACGGUCGAUCUAGAGGCUUCUUCUGGAACUAUAUCUACGACGGAGGUAGCAAUCUCAGAGUCUCCGGGCAAAGUACUGACCAAUGUUGUCGUUUCCGCUGCUACUGAAGCUAAGAAUGAAAGUAUGGAUCUGCCAAUUUCAAGCAUCAAGGUGGACAAUAGGAGCGAUGGUGCUUCGGGUGAAGAUAUCUCUCAUUCUGAGGAGAAGCACAAGCCGUUUGCACAGCUCAAUACGUCCACCAUUGUUGCAGCAUCUGCAGUGGCACCAAUAGGACAGGAGGAUUCAACUGCCGCAAGAGUGAGGGCUGAGCGCACACAGGCUAUCCGAGUCCUCCAAGCUUUAACAACUGUGAGCUCUCCUGAGCCGAUAGCACCGUGGUGGAUUCCUCGUGUCGAUGAUGUUCUACUGAUGGUGUGUGUUUAUUGCGAUGGAUGGAUGAAGGGUCGAACUUUGCCCAUGAAGAUGGUAAAUGGGUCGACUCUGUUUGGAGACCGCGCGAAGCGGUACCCACUAUCGAAGUGGCCUUCAGUGGCUAUCCUUAAUCGGCGCCUAAAGGUACUACUGCACGUGUGGACUGCUGUAAAAAAGGCGAAGCCCGUUGCGCUUAUCUCGAAUCCAGUUACUGCAGCUCCAAGCAUGACUUCUGCAAAGCAGCCACAAAUGCAUGAGCAGCUGCAGCGACAGCUGCAGCGUCAACAAGAGCAGCAGCGUGCUCAACAAGCGCAUCAUUGUUCAACUGCUUCGUUUCAUGGCUCACGUCAUAACCAGUUUGCCAAACUUAUUUUUUCAUACGGAAUUCCUGAUGUGAGCACAUGCCGAGACGAUCGCGAGCGCAACGAGAAAUGGCGCUAUUUCUUGCAGGACGGUCACCUUGGCAUUGGACACUUUCCACUGGAAGAGCUGCUAGCAGAAGCACUAGACUUGGAGCGUGUUUGUCGCCACCGACUCUACAGUGACACUGAUAAAAUGGGCAUUGAAACCAGUCAAGAGAGCUCGAUAUUGGGUGGAAAACGAGGGUUCUGGCUGCUCACGACCACACAGUGCCGGCGGCUUUUGCAUCGAGUGGAUCUCUUUCGUCUGCUGCGCACGCAAAUCCUUGUGCUACCACCAGCUCAGCUAGUUGAGUUGGUAAGUCGGGUUGUUCAAGCCCAGGCAGCAUCGACUGACUAUCCUUCUUGGUGGAGCUGUCCACGACACGAUAUUUUACUUUUGCAGGGUGUGGAGUGUUAUGGUCUUGAUGAACACCUUGUAUCCGUGUGGAAACUGCCGCUGUUCAGCAUUGCGAAUCCAACAAGUGCCUUUCCUAGCUCCAGUUGGGUGGAAAACUACGUCACUGCUCUUGGUCUUGCAUGUCGGAACGUGAUUUUAAAGGCUCAACCGUAUCACUCUGAUGAUGGCUACGUUGACGUCAGCAACGGUAUAACGUGUUGUACGAGCGACAGAUAUCCUGCUCAUAGUAGUGAGCCCAACCAGGAGAUCGAGACUAGCCGACAAAUUCAAGAUAUAUGUAGGAUGCGGCAAGAAGAUCCAUACUUUGUUCCAGCGAUACGUUUACGGCAGCUCAUUGACACUAACGCAGCUCAAGACAAGGCAUCACGGCAUAUCAAACACCUUCAAUUGAAGAAGUCGGUGUUCCAAACGGGCAAGAAUACGCCACUGUCGACGCCGGCGAUGCAAUCAAUUCUGAUACAUAAUGAAGGUCCUCACGAAUCCAUGCAAGCAAAACCGAUUUGGACUGCGCAGACCAAGCAUGACAAGAUUGAAGGAGCGACGAAGAGCUCAAAGUGUAGCAGGGACGAUGGAGAGAAAGAGAAUAAGAGUAAGACUCAAGACAAUGACAACGACAAGCUCGUGAAGGACGUUGAAUGCAUUGACAAGAAGAAGAAGAAGGAGGAGAAAGUAUUGCCUGGAGUUCAUGCCAGUUUCAAGUAUCUGGACAAAGACGGUAGCAAAAGUGAUGGAAAGGUGGAAACAAAGGAAUGUGCACAGCCGCAAGUAUUACAAGAUUACAACAAGUCCAUCCGAUGUUCGUCUACGAAUGCCAUUGGAGGAGCUUCAAAAACAAAUGAGACAAGAUGUACGAGAGCUGCUGCUACUGAAAAAGAAGAAAGUGGAAGAAAAGAGCAGCAAGUUGUUCCACGUCCAUGGGAAAUAAUUGUGAUUGACUCUUCGGAUGAUUCAGAUUAG